AUGACAAAGCCAAUCAUCGUCGUGUUCGCCGCAACUGGCAAAUCUGGAUCUGGAAUGAUUGACGCAAUUCUCGACGACAAAGACCAGCAGUUUGCGGCUCGGGCUGUUACGCGAAACCCCAACAGCGAGUCUGCUCAAGCCCUCGCGGCUCGAGGAGUCGACGUCGUCCAGGCGGAUCUCAAUGAUCCAGUGACGCUUGCCAAAGUCAUGGAUGGAGCCUACGGCGUCUUUGGAGUCACAGAUUUUUGGCAAGCUUUCAUGGCGGAAGAGAAACAAGGUAAAGAUAUGGUCGACGCGGCGCAGGGGUCAAGGGUCAAGCACUUUGUGUGGACGACGCUCGACCAUUCAAAGUGGGAGGUUCCCCAUUUCGAGACCAAGGCACGAGUGGAUGAUUAUCUAAAAGGGACGGGACUUCCUCGUACAUCGUUGUAUUUGUCUUUCUUCAUCGAAAACUUCCGAAGCGGGAUUCGCAAGACUCAUAGUGGCAAAGUCACAUUUGAGUCUGCAUUCCCCACUGAUGGAAAGCUGCCCGUCAUCUCCGCUUUUGACAUUGGAUAUUGGGCACUUGCCGCGUUCAAGGACCCCGAUAGAUGGAUUAACCAGGACAUGAAAGUUUGUACAGAAAUUGUCACUCCUCGCCAAGUUGCCAAAUAUGUCGAAGAAGCUUCGGGACAUAAGGUGCACAUUCACGAAAUUGGACAGGAGCAAUGGAAAGAGAAGAAUACGCCUCAGUUCUCAGAGCUCUGGAGGAAUAUUGACAUGUUCAACCAUCUCGCAGAUACUCCUGGGUUCAGAGACAUUGAGCUCUCGAACAAGCUGGUACCACACGCAAGAAAGACAAAGGAACUGAUCACUACUUGGGUUCAUCAACUGGAGUCAUCUUGA
Messenger RNA from Serendipita indica DSM 11827, 885 nucleotides. The record is from the annotation of a GenBank genome assembly. Lineage: Eukaryota; Fungi; Basidiomycota; Agaricomycetes; Sebacinales; Serendipitaceae.